AUGCCACCAGGCCUGUCGUUUGAACGCAAGUGGGAGUUUCUGAAGCCUCAUAUCGAACGACUCUACGUACAUGACAAGUACAAAUUGGCCAAGGUGAUUGAGAUUCUGCAAGCGCAGUUUGGCUUUGAUGCCACCGAGGCUCAAUACAAAUACCAAAUCAAAAAAUGGCGUUUGAGGAAGAAUAUUCCUACUUCGAAGAAAGCUGCUAUGAAUCAGAAAUACCAGGAUUUGUCGACCACUGGUAUGGCUGCCGUUAUCAAGUACAAGGGUCAAGAAGUUGAUCCACGCAAAUUACGUCGACAAGCCAAAAUGGACACCAGGAGGGCGUUGCUAGGCGGUGGAGCUCAAGCGACUAGAUCUGACGAUAUUGCUUUUUUAAGCCCGCUAACGUCAUCUGUGGCUAAGCUCUUUAUGACGUGGAACAUACCUUAUAAGCCUUCAAAGACAUUGAUGGGCCAAAUCAUUGACCACCACUCUCCACUUGGUCAGUCUAUGUCAACCCCAAGCGACGUGUCUGUUGCGACGCCAUACGCGAACGAUGUCGCUAGCCCUAAUAACGCUCUUUCUCCUUUGUCCUCGGCUCUUCGGAAGAAAAGGUCGGUCGAACGAGCCCAAUUGUUUCUUGAAGGCAAGUAUCAGCAAUUGCUAGCAUCGAUGAGCACUGAAGAACAAGUAACUAUGUCCACCUGGCUAUACCAGUUCUGGGUAUUCUCGUUCAAGACUGCUAAGUACUGGGGUCGGGGACCCCGCGACUGGUUUGCAGACCUCCUGGCUUUCGGGCGGGAUGGGGCUGAUAUUUUUCCGGUGCCGGCGUCUCCCCAUACGCCGUCUGACAGAGUUGGACAAUCACCACAGGGGCAACCAUCAGUCGCAAGCGGCCUCAACAAUAUUGGCGUAGGCUCUAAGCCUUCCCUAUUGUGUCGUUGGGCAAUUCAUGUAAAGCCCCAAUCAUAUCAAGAGCUCCCCGAUCCUCCAUUACUGGAGCAUCGCGCCAUGGACCCAGCUGAUCCUGAAACCUACCAACCGUGGCCCGAACAAUGGAUGGCCUCCUCAUACUCGGAGAAGCUGAGGAAUGCCCUCGAGAGCAACGACUUUAGCAAUAUUCCCACCGACCAACUGCCUGCUGCCAUACCGGAAGCACUGAAGAUGGCCAAGAGGGAUCCAUCUGAGCUCAGUGCACAGUCUCUAGGCUUCGCUAUAAUGAGCGGGAAUGAAUUUAUGGUCGAGAAAUUACUGGAGUCGUACUCGGCCCCACACCUGGAAAUCGCUUUUAGAGAAAUUGAUGUCUUUCAUCUUGCCACAAGUUAUCUAAAAGGCUCGACAAUCUGCUGUGACCUACUCAACACCAUUAGCAUGUUCCGUCCACUCCGCCAACACUAUACCAAUGAGCAGGGGCAUACUGUCCUUGACAAUCUCAUGAUUACCAUCCUCAAAGGCCAUACCUCCUGUACCCCUGGUCAGGUCGACAACGCCUUUAAGGGGCAAGUUCGCUUUUCCGGAGAAGAAGUUGACAUCUGUGGGCGCUGGGAUGCUGAUUCGGACUGCAUCCGAGAACUUCUAGCAAAAGGCAUCCACCGUAUUCCUUUUCAAUGGAAACACAAGUUUUGUCACACGUCUGUUCAGACAAUCUGUCAUUCUAUCGUGACUAUUUGGGGUGCAACACACGCGCCGGACAUCAACACGCACAGCGGUCUCUUUAUAAAGCGAUGCUUGAAGUCCCAUUGUGGUCUAAAGAUGCAAAUGACCCCUCUUCAUACCUUAGUCUUGAUUAUGUGGCAGCUCUCUAGCUAUGGAUGUGAGGGAGAAGAUCUAUUUGGCGCUGUGGCGGUUCUCUUAUGUCUACUUCGCAAUGGAUCCGACCCGUGUCUUCAGUCAACCCUUUCAAUUAUGUCUCUCCUUGGUAACAGUCCAUCAGAAAAUUCUAAUAACGAAGCGGAUCCGUGUGAGCAUAAGCCGCUCGACCCUUUAGAGCUCGCAAAUGCGAUUUAUUCUCUUAAGUGCACAGAAUGGACCGAGAAAGUUAGACUUGGCUGGCAAACAUUUUCUGAGAUUUUGCUGUACUCGCAGCAAAUAUUACUUUCAAGAGAGGAGGAUGAGUGGGCUCCCUUAGAAGAAGGGGACGCUGACCUCUAUUUCUGCGACUACUAUAAACACGACGAUCACAAAAUCUUCAAUGCGAAUACUGGAAGGCUGGGAAAAUUAUGGUCAGCCAUAAACACCGAGCUUGUCACAUACAGGCGACUUCAUGUGGGUGACCCUUGGUUGUCGGCCAACAUCAACUUGGAAGGGGUAGCAGAGACCAAUAAAGAGAUGGGCGAUGUGGAGGAUUCGGGAAUCACCGAAGAGAGUCCGCAGGAUGAAGACAUGUACGGAGUUGAGCAGACCCUCCACAAUGGAGAGUGGCAAGAUGACAUGGACCUGCGCUGGUGA
Messenger RNA from Endocarpon pusillum Z07020, 2430 nucleotides. RefSeq lists its product as uncharacterized. The transcript is spliced from 5 exons. The record is from RefSeq and is a predicted model, not a curated record. NCBI's taxonomy places the organism in Eukaryota, Fungi, Ascomycota, Eurotiomycetes, Verrucariales, Verrucariaceae. Bases 1 to 2430 code for a protein of 809 amino acids.